AUGGCAACAGGCCAGAGGGCGACGACAAGCAGUGGUCUGAGGAGCUGGCGGGGCCGGGGAGCCGGUGGCUGGCAGGGAGCUGGAGGCCGGUGUCGGCGGGGGCCGGGGGUCGGAGGGGGGCCUGAGGCUAAUGCUCAACAAGCCAACAAUGUGAAGGCAACUUGUCAUAUUUAUAAUCCUCAGAAUAUUGGGUGGGAUUUCAACAAGGCCUCUGCUUACUAUGCCACUUGGGAUGCAAACAAACCUCUAAAUUGGCGCAAGAAAUAUGGGUGGACUAACUUCUGUCGACCAGCUACAAACCGAGACACAAAAGCACAGGCAACAGUGAGAAUAGUUGAUCAAUGUGCAAAUGGAGGGCUUGACUUGGACGUUAAUGAAUUCAACAAGAUCAACACCAAUUGCAAAGGAUAUAAUGCUGGUCAUCUGCAGGUGGAUUAUCAGUUUGUUAACUGCUAG
Cryptomeria japonica (Japanese cedar) is the source of this 456-nucleotide messenger RNA. Its product is annotated as pathogenesis-related protein PR-4-like. The transcript is spliced from 3 exons. The record is from RefSeq and is a predicted model, not a curated record. Gene Ontology annotation, biological process: defense response to bacterium; defense response to fungus. Gene Ontology annotation, molecular function: RNA nuclease activity. NCBI's taxonomy places the organism in Eukaryota, Viridiplantae, Streptophyta, Pinopsida, Cupressales, Cupressaceae. Bases 1 to 456 code for a protein of 151 amino acids.